UUUCAUUCUGCUUCAAUGUAUGGGGCUAUGUUACAGAGAGUAGGAGGAGAUUGUGAGCAAACUGCUGUUCCCUAUAACAGCAUGAAGGACUCUGAUUGUCAAUUAAGGGUGGACAGGAAAGGUAACGAGGGAAUUGAAGUUCCUAGUUGUGAAGAAAACUGUAGUUUAGUAAAUGAUGAAAAAUGUAGUAAGAGUAAAAGUGAUGACUUUGUGUAUCCUGAGACAAGCAAAGCAGAAGUUAUACAGAGCAGUUUUAAUAAUCUUCCUUGUACUAGUGGCCUAUGUAAAGGUGCUGCUACAGAAAGCAAUAAAAGUUGUGUGAAUGAAAAUACAGUAAAUUCUCCAGAUACUGUUCAGGAAGUUCAAAAUUCAUGCAAAGCCAUGCCAAGAAACACUCAAGAAAACCGACCAUUGCUAAAUGGUGGGGAAGUUGAUCCAGAUCCAGAAUUAUGCAGGUCACAGUCCUCUCAGGGUCAUGCAGAUGGUGAUGAUGAGGAGAAUGAAGACCUUGAUUUAGGGCUUACUGCCUCUGGUCAUCAUAUCGACGAUGCACCCCAUCAACAAACAACGAACUGUGAAACUUUAAUACAUCUAAUUAAGGGCAACAUAGGAACUGGUAUUUUGGCAAUGCCUGAUGGUUUGAAAAAUUCAGGUCUCUACACUGGUACCGCUCUUUUGCCCGUAAUUGCAGCAAUUUGCAUUCAUUGUAUGCAUUCACUGGUAAGGUGUGCUCAUGAGUUGAAAGAGAGACUAGGAAUCUCAAGCCUUGACUACGCUGAAGUUGGCUAUAAUGCUUUUGAUACAGGUCCAACUCCUCUGCAGAGACUGGCACCAGUUGCUCGAUCUACAAUUAAUGCAUUUCUUACCAUAACACAACUUGGAUUUUGUUGUGUUUAUGUUGUGUUCAUUUCUGCAAAUGUUAAGCAGGUUGUAGACUGUAAAUUACCAGGAAAUGAAAUUGAUAUUCAUGGAUAUAUGGCAAUCCUGAUCAUACCUCUGUUAGGUAUAUCAAUGAUACGGUCUCUAAAGGUGCUGGCUCCAUUUUCUCUUAUAAGUAAUGUAUUCAUUGGUCUUGGAAUUGCGAUCACAUUUCACUACCUCUUGCAAGAUAUACCAUCUUCAUAUGAUCGUCCUGAAUUUAAAUCUUGGGAGCAGAUGCCUCUCUUUUUGGGUACUGCAAUUUAUGCUUUUGAAGGCAUUGGAGUGGUCCUGCCUCUAGAAAGAAAGAUGACGACACCAGAAGAAUUUCGGGGAUGGAAUGGAGUUCUUAAUACUGCCAUGAUCCUUGUGACAUGUGGUUACAUUGCAGUAGGAUUUUUUGGAUACCUAAAAUAUGGUGAUGCUGUGAAGGGGUCAAUUACCUUGAAUCUUCCACCUAGUGACAACCUUGCUCAGUUGGUAAAAAUACUGAUGGCAGUUGCCAUAUUCUUGACAUACUCUCUGAUGCUUUAUGUCCCAGCUGAAAUCAUGUGGCCACAUUUACGAUCAAGGUUUCAUUCAUCAAAGGCGAAAAGAAUAGGAGAGUAUGCCUUUAGAGCCGUCCUAGUCUUAAUUACAUUCAUCCUUGCUGCUGCCAUUCCAAACAUUGGGUUGUUCAUCUCUCUUGUGGGGGCUGUCGCAUCCUCAACUCUUGCCAUUAUUUUUCCUCCCAUCAUUGAAAUGGUUACAUUUUGGCCAAGGUUAUCAAGCUUCACACUCCUGAAGUGCAUCUGUAUUUUGUUAUUUGGAAUUUUUAGCUUUGUAACAGGCACAUAUGCAAGUGUAACUGCAAUAAUUACUUAUUUCCAAGAUGCAGAUCAACCCCAGCCUGAAUUUAUAUGUUGAUCACAGAUAGUUUUUUGUUAGGAAAUUUUGGAAAAAUUGUUUUUGAAUGUACUUUGCUUGAUGGAAGAAAAGUUCAACAUUUUAUAGGGAGCGGCUCAUACUGCAUGUACCUCUUGUAGUUGAUUUGACAAUAAAAUGCAUUCAGUAAAAGUUAACUCUUGUAGAGUCUGAACUAUAUUUUUAUAUUUCUAAACAUUUGUUUGCUGUUGUAUUUUAUACCAUAUCUUCCAUUUUAUAAAUACGUAAUUCAUAGUAGAGUUGUAUCUUCAUGUUAGACUCAGGACAUGGUAUAUUCUGUUAGGGCAUACCAUUAAGGGGAUACCAUGUGGGAAUUUUUUUUUUUUUUUUAUGGGGAAGAUGGGUCUUUGCAUAGUUUUUAUUUAAUUUGUUUACAUGAACUGCCAUGAGAUUUUAGUAGCAUUUUCAUGUGUGGACAACUAGUUGUAGCAGAAGGUAGUGUACAUAUAUCAUUAGAAAAUGGCCCUUAUGAGCUAGAUGUACUAUUAUGUACAUACACAUUAUGUACAGAAGUCUUCAAUACUGAUAUAUAUUUUUAGUGUUCAAGUGUCUGUAAUUUUGUAUUUAUGAAGUUUUAUAGUAAUAAUAGUGUAUCAUGGGGAUUACCUCUAAGGUUUUGUCACUCUGAACUGAGAAAUCUUUGGUGCAGUCAUUGUUACAUACAUUCCAAGCUUUAAUUGCUUCAUGCUUACUUUUUUCAUAUUGUAUUCAGAAUCAUGUUUAAUUAUUAAAGAAUAUGAAUUCUUACAAUAAAUCUGUUCCAAAGAAUGAGUGAAGAAAUUUGCUAUACAUAUAAAGUAAAUUAUUAAAGCUUAUCUUUUUGUUACAAGAUUUGAGACUUGAAGAUGUGAUGCAUCUUGAAAGUAUGUUCCAAACUCUUGUCAUGGUCACACAGUGAUCUUUAAGGUUUUAUACAAUACAAUAAAUGAUUAUCAUGUGUAUUAAUCUUUUAGACAAAAAAUGUUACCUCUCCUCCUUUCAUGAUUUUUGAAAAUAUGCUUAGAAAAAUAAGGCAAUUUUAUUUUUAGAUGGUUUACAUAUCAUAUGUAGUGCAUUGCUUUUGUUGAAAAACUAGCCUGUACUUUGGAAGUUAUUAAGACUUUGAAGUACAGGUAUGGAAUUUUUACAUUCAUGAAUUAACUCUGGAAUUGUAGAAAAAUAAAAAAUUGUUACACGAUUUUAAAACUUUUGCCUUGUCAUCUUAUUCAUGAAACAUUAUUGAGAGAGAGAGAGAGAGAGAGAGAGAGAGAGAGAGAGAGAGAGAGAGAGAGAGAGAGAGAGAGAGAGAGAGAGAGAGAGAGAGAGAGAGAGAGCUAUGCCUUUCAAGUGGAGAAUAUCUUCUAUGCAUGGGUGAAUGGUUGGAUGAACAUAAUUACAAGGUUUGCCAUAUAGUGGCAUUUGUAAGAGAGCAGGGGUUCCAAGACAGCACCUUUCAUGUAAGGAGUUGCUUGAUCUUUCAACUGUUGUGUGAACUGAUACUCUUUUCAACUCUCCCUUGGCUGAACAUAUAGCAUAGCCGAGUUCAUAUUCCAUCGUUUCUUUCUUUUCUUACAUACAGAUACGAUUUUUAAUUUUACAAAAAAUAGUUUGUGAUGGAGCUAGCAGUCCUGAUGGUUUUGAAGUAAAUAUUUAUGAUAGAGUAAUUCAUAUUUUAUGUUUAUGAUACCGUAAUUCAUAUUUCAUUAAGGAUAAGUAUAGUAUGUACAAUAGUACCAAGAGAGAGAGUGAACUGAAGCAUGUUUACAUUAAAGCCUAAUACAGUAACACAAAUUCUUACACAAUUUUAUAUUUUAUGCUAUAGUGUACUCGUUUAUAUUUUACUGCAAUUUUUUUGUAAGCAAAUUAUAAAUCCAAUCUAGUUAGUUGGGCACAUACAUACUUAUGCACACAUUCAAUUCCAUGGGAUUGGUGAACUUAGUACAGCAUCUAGGGUUUUGUCUUGCCUACAUAUGAAAUGAGCAUUUUAAAUAUUUUUAAGGUGAUUAGAGAUGAAAUGUUCUUUUGUUGACCGUUGUGUGCUAAUCAUAGUUAGGAUAAACUAAACUUGUAAUAACAGAACAGGAAGUCAAACAG
Macrobrachium nipponense is the source of this 3915-nucleotide messenger RNA. Its product is annotated as proton-coupled amino acid transporter-like protein CG1139. The transcript has 10 exons. Gene Ontology annotation, biological process: amino acid transmembrane transport. NCBI's taxonomy places the organism in Eukaryota, Metazoa, Arthropoda, Malacostraca, Decapoda, Palaemonidae. Gene Ontology annotation, molecular function: L-amino acid transmembrane transporter activity. The record is from RefSeq and is a predicted model, not a curated record. Bases 16 to 1824 code for a protein of 602 amino acids.